This is a messenger RNA of Lates calcarifer (barramundi perch), 2904 nucleotides long. It is a transcript of the gene etv1, whose product is annotated as ETS variant transcription factor 1. Gene Ontology annotation, cellular component: nucleus. The coding region runs from base 769 to 2412 and encodes 547 amino acids. Lineage: Eukaryota; Metazoa; Chordata; Actinopteri; Centropomidae. The record is from RefSeq and is a predicted model, not a curated record. Gene Ontology annotation, biological process: regulation of transcription by RNA polymerase II; cell differentiation. The transcript is spliced from 13 exons. Gene Ontology annotation, molecular function: sequence-specific DNA binding; DNA-binding transcription factor activity, RNA polymerase II-specific.
GAGAAUACAGAUCUGCCUCUGAGAAAUGUGUGUGUGACUAUAGCUCAUCCUUUGAGAGUGUACUCAGCAGCGUCCCUAUUAAUUGUGUCCGUAACUGCAUUAUUUUAAUGCAGGAAGCUGGAGCAGAACUCCAUGAAACAAACUUUUCCCACUGCACCACCAGCGUUAGGCUCGGACACCCCGCCUCUUAUUUUUCGGCGAUGUGUGUUUGGAAGCAGAGCUUAGUUUUUUGGAAGCUGUCCUCAGUUUCGCCCGGUGACCCGUGCUUUACUUCCAGGUCAGUGCCUUCUGCAGGUCUUCGGCACUCUCGACAAUGUAUCCCUUACAGGAGAGGGAAGAGCUGGCGCUUCCCAAGUCCCUCUGGAGGCUCUUCAAAACACUGUUACCAUGGACACAAACUUGACCGGGAGAGGAGUGAGGAGUGUGUUUGUGUGUACACACUGUGUGCGAGGAGAGAGAGGGUAAAGACAGGACUGUGUGUGAGAGAGAGGGGAGGGGGCGUGCAGGUGCAGUUUGCAUGUGCGUCCAAGUGUAACUUUACAGCCUGAUAAAGUAAACUGAAGUUUGGUGCAUAAGCUAUUUUCUGCUAUUAAAAUGACUCUAAACUCCUGAACUUCUUAUUAAAUAAAAAUAAGCGCAGUACACUUCAACGUUGCCACUGACUUUGUCCCGUGCUUACCGCCUGCAGCCGUGCGUGAUUGACUGCCAGCAAUCUGAUCCAGUGAAAGACAUUGACAACCAAUAGGAAGCGGAGUGCGGCUUGUUUCCAUGGGAGGCCCCGGGAGGCGAUGCCAAGCCGCUAGAAAGCAACUCAGUGAGCGGGGAGAAGCGCAGGCAGCAGCCGGGACUGUGGAGAUCCUGCAGCCGCUCUGUGGCACUCGUGCAUGCGGAUGUAAGCGGCGCGAGGUCGCUAGGGUGGCCGGAGAGGAGACUUUGCAGAUUGUUCGUCAGUUAAAGCCACAGCGGUGCAGAAUGGAUGGAUUUCACGACCAGCAAGUGCCUUACUGUAACUCCAAAAAGCUGCAAAAAAAGACAACGAGCUGUGAGAGACCAGCAAAUGACAGAAAGAGAAAAUUCAUUAAGUCCGACCUGGCUCAGGACACUGAAGAGCUCUUCCAGGACCUCAGUCAGCUGCAGGAGACUUGGCUGGCAGAAGCUCAAGUUCCCGACAAUGACGAGCAGUUCGUUCCAGACUUCCAGACUGAAAACUUGGCUUUCCACGGACUGCAGCUGAAGAUCAAGAGAGAGCUGCACAGCCCGUGUUCAGAGCUGAGCUCCAACUGUAGUCAAGAACGGCCCUUCAAACUCCAGUAUGGAGAGAAGUGCCCGUACAACGUCAGUGCCUAUGAGCAGAAGCAGCCUGCAGGAAUGAAGCCCUCUAGCCCAGUGACGCCCCCCUGUAGCACCCCUGUGUCCCCCCUCCAUCAUGCCUCACCCACGGCAGCCCCAACGCCCAAACCAGACAGGACCUACGCUCACAUACCGCCCUCACAGCCGCUCCCUGACAACGCCUACUCUAUGGACCACAGAUUUCGACGUCAGCUCUCAGAGCCGUGCCACUCGUUCCCCUCCCCGCCGACGAUGGCUCGGGACGGCCGGCCCAUCUACCACAGGCAGAUGUCAGAGCCCAACAUCCCCUUCCCUCCUCAAGGCUUCAAGCAGGAGUACCCCGACCCCCUCUUCGAACACCCGGCCAUGAUGGGGGCGCCGCUACCCCACGCAUACCCUGCCACCAUGAUGAUCAAGCAGGAGCCCAGGGACUUCACCUACGACUCAGCAGAAGUGCCUAGCUGCCAUUCUGUCUACUUACGGCAAGACGGCUAUCUGGCUCACACUAACAGGACUGAAGGUUGCAUGUUUGACAAAGUGGCGAGGCAUUUCUACGAUGACACCUGCGUGGUGCCCGAAAAGGUCGAAGGUGACAUUAAGCAGGAGUCAGGCCUGUACCGCGAGGGCCCGUCGUACCAGCGCAGAGGCUCGCUGCAGCUCUGGCAGUUCCUGGUGGCUCUGCUGGACGACCCGUCCAACUCCCACUUCAUCGCCUGGACCGGCCGCGGCAUGGAGUUCAAACUCAUCGAGCCAGAGGAGGUGGCACGUCGGUGGGGGAUACAGAAGAAUCGACCAGCGAUGAAUUACGACAAGCUCAGCCGAUCGUUGCGCUACUACUAUGAGAAGGGAAUCAUGCAAAAGGUGGCCGGUGAGAGAUACGUCUACAAGUUCGUGUGCGACCCUGAGGCCUUGUUCUCCAUGGCGUUUCCUGACAAUCAGCGGCCGGUGCUGAAGACGGACAUGGAGCGGCAAAUCAACGAGGAGGACACGGUGCCACUGUCGCAUUUUGACGAAAACAUGGCCUACGUACAGGAGGGGCCCUACUGCCAGCCACACCCCUACAGCGAGGGCUACGUUUAUUAACGUCAGCCCCGCAACCACACACACACACACACACACACACACACCCUCAAACACACACCUCCACUCGACCCUCCUCCCCCCGCCUCUUCCUCCUCCUUACACCUGAGACUGUCGUGUCCUCUAAUUCACAGUCGCUCCAGGAAUAAGACUGAACACACACAUGCAGUGGAGCUUCCCCCCUCUCUCUCUCUCUCUCUCUCCCUCUCCCUCUUCCUCUCACAUUAAACACACACAUCCUCUUUUUUGCUCUUGUCUUUCUGACGUCCAAGCCGCACAGCAGGAUGGAGAGUGCACUUUAUGGACAGGAACGGCGCGGUGUUAACCUGCCAGGGGCUAGCUAUGUGGUUGGCUUUUUACUGUUUAUGUUUGUACAUUCAUGUGGGAAACAUUCUGUUUGUUUCUUUUUUUAUUAUGAUUUCGAGCAUGUGGCGUCCCCGUGAGACAGGACUCAUCGGCUAAUUCGUGGUCACCCAGCGGACUGAAUCUUAGACU